Carica papaya (papaya) is the source of this 2869-nucleotide messenger RNA. NCBI's taxonomy places the organism in Eukaryota, Viridiplantae, Streptophyta, Magnoliopsida, Brassicales, Caricaceae. The record is from RefSeq and is a predicted model, not a curated record.
AUUUACUCAGUGGUGAUCAUUCCACUUUUGUAUGUCUUGCACUUCGUUAAUUGCAAUGCUUGCAGAUUCAUUUGGUUGUAAUUUUCAUUGCAGCUACUGUUACAAAGAUGCUGCAUAUAUUGAGAGGAAUGAUAGUAAUCCAUUCCACUUGAUUAGCAUGGUUAGUUUUAGCUGAGAAAUUCUUUUGGAUGAAAAAAGAAGCAAUAUUAGAGAAAGAAAAGACCAACAUAGAUCCUAUGGUCACUGAGGUUUGGAGCUUGUCAUGGGUCAGCAAACCACAGUUUUGCAACAAGUGGGUCAGCUCUCCUACCUUGUUGACCUAUAAUCUAGAAAUUCCCAAAGAGAACCCUCAAUCUCUAGAGAUUAGUAUCAAUUUAGUAACAAUUGUCCAAAUGAUUCAUUCAUGUUCCAAAGAGCUAUAUAUAGAUUGAGGCUGCAGCAACCAGUUCCAUAUUUUCUUGGAUCAGCAUUGCUAAUCAUCCAUUAUCCAAAUUUAUAGUAUAAGGAAAAAGAUGUCUAGUUAAACCAAAUCCUAAUCUUUUUUGUAAACUAAGAAAUUCAUCUGAACUGAAUAAUAGCAUUCUAAAACGGAGAGGCAAUGUAGGGCACAUUUGUGUAAUUACACAAGCACUUCUACUAAAUAAGGUAAUGGCCAGCUCUGUUUUAGCAAUAUAGAAGGUAAAAAGAGAAGAGACUAGGAGGGAAAGAGUGAAAAGAAAAAGGUAAAGGCAAAUGGGAGGGAGAAAAGAGGGAGAAGAAGAAGAGAAGUGCAGAGAAAAGGAGAAACUAGAAUUUGGAAGGAAAUGCUAUCAAUUCUGUUCCAAGAUACUCAUUAUAUCAAAUAUCUUUAUACAGGCAAAGUUCAAAAAGAGUGUCAAAAGAGUCAAUAUACAAUCUUAGCAACCAAACAUGUUGGCUCCUUGAGAUUGUAAUAAUCUUUUUUCCAAUGUUAGGUGGCACAAACUGGUAACAUGUGGUUGCCACCUCCUUAGCUCAUCAUCUUUGACCCAUGAGAAGUGAUGCAAGUCAGACACUUGGAAGACAAAUUGACAAAUUGCUGACAACUUUUGAACCAAACAAAAGUGUAGCAUGUUAAGCGUUUGCUCAAAGGGAGGUUUGUGCUGGUUUGCUCGCGAGGAGUUAGAGAAGCUUGAGUCUGAUUAAGUUUCUGGUUUCUAGUUUUAUUAUUAGUAGUUAAUCAGCAGUUAACUUGUUUUUUGGAUUUUUAAUAUCUUUCAAGUUGAAGAGGGUUCCUUGCCAGUUCUGUUGAUUGAAAUGCAAAAAAAGGUGCCUUUUGUUUGAUGGAUGAAGCAACAUCAGCCCUUGAACGAUUGUUCAAAAACUUGUUUUAGCACUCCUCGAUUUUUCCUAAUCCUUCAUUGCAGAGUGUGAUGCUCAUACCAUGGCGUCGAAGCAGUAAUCCAACAGUCCGAACAGCCAAUGGCCUAUUUUAGCUGAAUAUCCAUUGCUUACGAGCUUAAGAAAAAGAGUUGACAGGCCUUAGCAAACCAAUAAGACAUUGGAUUACUUAUUUGCGAGAUAUUGCUAUAAGAAUUUGUGGUGCGCAUACAUUAGUUUAGUCUCAAAUAUUUGUUGGAGAAAAAAUUGCUACUCCCUGUAGCAACACCAAUCAAAUCAGACAAUCCCAAAAAAAAAAGUUGUUAUAGUCUUUGGUCUGAGAUGUUGUCAUGGUUACACUAAGAACAAAGUCUUGAAACAAUCAGAAAGCUUGUUUGUUGCGGAUGUAUAGUGAUCCUCUAGGGCUUGUUGUAACAGAAUUGUAUAUGGACAUUAUAACCAACUUAGUAUUAAUUGUUCAGAUGUUUUAUUUUUGUUCAAAUGGCUACAUGUAUAGAGGAGGCACCGGCAACCAGUUUCCUUAUAAGCUUUGCUGAUCACUUAUCCAAAAGACUCCUAGUCAAAGCCAAUCCGUUAGCUUCUUGAAACUAAAAAAUUCAUCUGGACCAAAAAAUUAUUCUAAAACAUAAAAUUCAUUCCAACCCAGAGGUCUUUCUCUUACUUGUUAUGUGUCUCACAUGUAUAGACUCUGCCAGUGAACAUCAGAGAAUGAUAAAAGACUCUCCUAAAAAAAGGAGAAAAGGAAACAAGUUCAAUAACCACAACCCAAUUACUUUGCCUCAUAGUCAAAGAGACAUUCUUGCUGUUUAAUGUAAUGCAUUAAUCAUUUGCAAUAGAAGGUUAUUUUACUGUUCUAUAAAGCUAUUUUAAUCUAUUAUAAUUUCAUGUGAAAGACAUUUGCCAUUUAUAUUGAUUGCUUUUGCAUCAUUUCCAGUGUUUACUUGUCUACCUUGCAUUUUUGGUUAACUGUCUAUUUUAAAUCUCUUGCUCUCUCUUUAACAGCAUCAGUUUACUUUUCGAUUUUGUUGCUUCUCCUUUUGCAGCUUCCAAAUAUGUCAGCUACUAUGCCAUCCCAGUCACUUCUGCCAAGGAUGCAGUUUGGAUUAACUAGUAACAACUCACAGAGGACACACGCAUCUCAGAUUUUAGUGUUUAACAUGGGAGCUUCCAAUCCUGGUAGUAUGAUGUCGAUGCAACCGCAACAGCAACAGCAGCAAGCACAUAGUUCACAAGGUGCAUUCGGUAAUAUUCAGCCAAAUGCUCAGAAUCUACAAUCUAAUAUGGUAGCACUUCAAAACGCGCAACAAAAUCAUCCCAAUUUUGCACAGCAGAGACAACAAAAUCAGCAGUAGUGUCCUUUGAUCGAUAUCGGAGAUGCAGAACUUGGACUUAGCUCCAGUGUGAUUAUUGCAUUUUAUCCUCAACAUGAAAACAAGUAUAUUAGUCUGGAAAGAGCCAUUUCGUGGAUGUUUUCCUCUUUCUAUUACAUGGAAAAGUCAUGUACAGCUCA